CGUGGCUGCUCUUCCGUCGUUCCCGCCCCGUGACCCGACCCUCCGUCAGCGCGGGGUUCGGCGCCUUCCCGGGGUAACGGUUCGACCGGCGGCGGCGAGGAGAGAGGAGAGAUUUCAGCAGAGAAGCCGAUCGAAUUAAUGCUUGUCUUCAUACCUGAGGGAUGGAUAAAUUCCAAGUGUGUGCAAGUCAUUAUUUCCUGGUCUGAGUAAUUUAAGCAUAAAGGACAUAUGAGAUGAUGAUAGGAGCUGUUGGGCUGAUCUGUCUGCCUUCUCUCCUGGAUUCUCUCCCAUCUGUCCUGUGGGAUGAGGCAGUGGUGACUCAAGGGUACUCUAGUACUCAUGGGUAAGAGAAAGGAAGAAAGUAUUUCAAAGCCCCGAUCCCAUAAAAGACAGAGACAAGAGUACACAAAUGAACAUAGUGAUGACUCUAAUGAAGAAGAAAAUUUAUCAUCUGAAAGUAAUUUCUCCUCACUGUCUGCUGUUGGAGAAGUUGGGAUAAUUGAAAGUAUCCAGCUGAAAAACUUCAUGUGCCAUUCGAUGUUGGGGCCUUUUCAGUUUGGAUCAAAUAUCAAUUUUGUUGUUGGGAACAAUGGAAGUGGAAAAAGUUCUGUAUUAACUGCUCUUAUUGUUGGACUUGGUGGAAAAGCCACUGCAACUAACAGAGGUUCUGCAUUGAAAAUGUUUGUACGAGAUGGAGAGACUUCUGCAGAUAUUUCCAUAACUUUGCGAAACCAAGGUAGAGAUGCAUUUAAACCAGAAGUGUAUGGUAGCUCUAUUAUUGUGAAUCAGCACAUUAAUCUGGAUGGAAGCAGAAGCUACAGACUGAAAAGCAAAUCUGGAACCUUAGUUUCUUCAAAGAAAGAGGAACUCAUAGGAAUACUGGAUCACUUUAAUAUACAGGUAGAUAAUCCUGUCUCUGUUUUAACCCAAGAGAUGAGUAAGCACUUUUUACAGUCUAAAAAUGAAGGUGACAAGUAUAAGUUUUUUAUGAAGGCAACUCAGCUGGAACAAAUGAAAGAAGAUUAUUCAUACAUUAUGAAAACAAAAGAAAACACAUGUAAUCAGAUAGAACAAGGAGUAGAGCGUCUUCAAGAACUUAAGCUGCUUUACUGUGAAAAAAGGGAACGUUUCAAAAGCAUUGGGUUUUUAAGUGACAUGCGAAGUCAUCUUGAAGAUCUGAAACAUAAAAUGGCAUGGGCAGUGGUGAGUGAGAUGGAAAAAGAAAUACAGCCAAUUAAAGAAGGCAUCGGAGCAGAAGAAGAAAAUGCAAAGAAGUUUAUUCAGAAGAUAGAAGAAUGCCAGGUAAAAGUGAAUGAAGCAGAGAAAAAAUACAAAGCAAUACAAGACAAGUUAAUAACAAUAGGUGAGGAAGCAAAAGCCCUGCAGCCUCAGUGUGUUUCUUUGAAGGCUGAUGUGCAGACAAGAAGAAAAGCAGUCAGUGAAGCUGAGGUACUUUAUAACCGUUUCAAAAUUGAGUUUAAACGUCUGGGAAAAGAUGAUGAACAGCUAUGUAAACGAAUUGAAGAACUGAAAAGCAGUGCUAAUCAGAUUUCAGAGCCUGAAAAAUUGGAAAGACAAAGGAAAAUUGCACACUUAAGGGAACAGUUAAAGGCAUUCCAUGAUGAGGAAAUAAUGAUUGGUCAACAGAUGGAACAGUUUCAACAAGCUAUAUAUAAGUGUAAGGAAGAAAAUACUAGACUUAGGAGAGAAGACUUUGAUGUGAAGCAAACACUAGAGACCAAGCAGAGGCAGCUGAGAGAGCUGAGAGAUAGUAAAACAAAUAUCUUUAAAAGAUUUGGGCCACAUAUGCCAGCAUUUCUGGAAGCAGUUGAAACAGCGUACAGGCAAGGACACUUUAGACACAAACCCAUUGGACCUUUAGGUGCUUUCAUUCAUCCAAAAGAUGCUGAACUGACCUUGGCUGUUGAAUCUUGUUUAAAGGGCCUAGUUCAAGCCUUUUGUUGUGAUAAUCAUAGCGAUGAAAGAAAUCUUCAGCUACUGAUGUUAAAACAUUAUCCACGUGGAUUUAGACCUCAAAUAAUUGUAAAUAAAUUUCGGAAUCAAGUUUAUGAUGUUAGGCACAGUGCAGUUAAUCAUCCAGAAUUCCCAUCAGUUCUCACAGCACUGGAAAUAGAUCAUGCAGUGGUUGCCAAUUGUUUGAUCGAUGUGCGGGGUAUAGAAAGAAUCCUGCUGAUUAAAAGUAGCAGGAUAGCUCGUGAAGUAAUGCAGGGCAAUAAACCUCCCAAAAAUUGUAGAGAAGCUUACACAGCUGAAGGUGAUCAAGUGUUUGAGAGACGAUACUACUCUUCUGAUUACGUCAGACCCAAGUUCCUAAGCAAAGAUGUUGAAGCAGAAAUAAGUCACUUGGAGGAAGAAAUUGAAAACAAAAAGCAACAGAUGACAGCAUCUCAGCAACGUUUGUGUUCCAUUCAAAAUGAGAUAAGGCUGAAUGAAGAACAUCUUCAGGGUCAUCGCCGACACCAAAAAGACCUACAGAUAAAAAUAAGAAGAACAAACGCAGAAAUAGCAGAUCUUGAAAAUAUUGAAGAACACCAGUCAGUGGACAUCUGUGCUUUAGAAGAAGAAGCUGAAGAAAAUAAGGGGAAGAUGGAAUCUGUAAAAAAAGACAUUCAGGAGCAAAGUAGAAAGAUGGAAGAACUGAAAAGCAUUCUUCAAGUAGCUGAAAAAAAAUUUGAAGAAAUGAAAGAAAAAAUCCAUCAAGUAGAAGAAAUUGCUGGUCCAAUUAAGGAUGAAUUAAACGAAGCUGACUCUGAAGUGGGAAACUGUAAACGCCGUUUGCAGCACUAUCAAGACAAACAGAAAGAACACUUGGCUUGCAUAAAAAGACAUAAAGAUUUACUAGCUGCCAAAGAAAAGGAGUUAGAGGAAAAAACUGCACAAGCCAGGCAGAUCUACUCCGAGCGCAUAGAGGUCAGCAGAACUGUCAAGAGUCUGGAUGCAGAAAUGAAUCGCUUGAGAGAGAGGAUAAAUUCAGAAAAUGUUCGCCAUGGAAACAGAGAAGAAAUAGUACAGCAAUUUCAUGAUGCAAAGGAAAGAUAUGAGGAUGCAAACAAUAAAGUAAAGAAUUUAAAGAAGUUUAUUAAGUUGCUGGAAGAAAUUAUGACACAGAGAUUCAAAAUAUAUCGGCAUUUCCUAAGGCUCCUUUCAUUACGAUGCAAACUCUACUUUGACCAUUUAUUACGUAUUCGAGCUUGCUCUGGAAAAAUACUUUUUGAUCACAAGAAUGAGACACUCUCAAUAACAGUUCAGCCUCGAGAGGAAGACAAAGCUGCCCUUAACGACAUGAGAUCUUUAUCAGGAGGUGAACGUUCCUUCUCAACAGUUUGUUUCAUUCUUUCUCUGUGGUCCAUUACUGAAUCUCCUUUCAGAUGCUUGGAUGAAUUUGAUGUCUACAUGGACAUGGUUAACAGAAGAAUUGCCAUGGAUAUGAUUCUCAAGGUGGCUGACUCUCAGCGCCAUCGACAGUUCAUUUUGCUCACCCCACAGACCAUGAGUUCUUUGCCUACAAGUUCCCAUAUUCGAAUCCUCCGAAUGCAAGACCCCGAAAGAGGCCAAAGAACACUGAAAUUCAAAAAUAGGAAUGACAAAGAGCAAGAUGAAUAAGUUCCUCUGUGAAUGACUGUGGCAUACUGUUGAGGAUAAAUGUGUAAUAUGACUGUAAAUUUCUUAACUUCCUGGUGCUGGAUAACAGGAACUUUUGUCAGAUAUUCUGAGAAAAAUAAAAGAGAUUCCUGUUUUGAUUGUUGGUGGGUUUUUUGUUUCGUUUUUAUAAAAAUUACUGUAUAUGUAUACAUGGAGAAUAAGCACAGUUUUGAUGAGAAAACCCUGAAUGUUCAGGGUUGAUGAUUUUAACUACCAACUCGUAGAAUUUUUUUAUCAGUUGUUCGGGUUUUUUUUCUUCUGGAAAAGAUGAACUAUAUUUUGUAUAACCAUGAAUAAUAUUUUAAUAAAGAGAACUGGUACUUGUAAUGUUUCAGUGUUUACACAACUAUAAUUAGAAUUGUUAAAAAUCUUGGUUUCUUCUUAUGUCUGUCUUGUUAAAUGUGUAUUAAAUAAUGUAUGCACUAAAACAUUUAUUUUUUUUCUUGUGGAACCGCAGCAGCUGAACACAGGAAGCUAUUAGUACUUGUAGUGUAUACUAUUGUAAUUAGAGAAGUGAAUUAUUAAUUUGCAGUAUAUUCUCUAGGCAGGAAAAAUGUGCUUUUAUUUCUUCCUAAAUAGUGUGUAGGGAAGAGUUUGAGUUGUACAUGAGCUUACAAAACCCAACAAAUUGUGGCUACAUAAACUUAUAUUCUUAAAUCCCAUAAACUAAGAUCUUGUACAGCUCAAGUUUGCAGGUGUAGAUUUAGUCUGUAGAUAUUAAUUAUACUCUAACAACCUAAAGUGACAGAAUUCCUUCCAGUGUAGAAGAAUGAAGUGAAAUAACAAUUUUGGGAUGUAAUACAGUAACUUUCCUUCAUCAUUAUAGACCUGCGUUUUAUUGGGUGUCCCUGACUCCCCUACCACCCUCUGUUAGAACUGUACCAGAACAGUUAAUUUUAUUUUAACUUGCUUUCUUUAAAUAAUGCAAGCAUUUACUGGGGAUAAAAGGAAGAAAGAAUAAUCAGAAACUUUUUUUUUUCUGUUAUCAUUUCUCUAGAACUUGAAAUUGUUGUGAGCUCUUAAAAAACAAUCACUUUUUAAUCACUUUUUAUUGUUCAGCUAUUAAGUUUGUAUUAUUAUCUUUGUUUGUUUGACAGUAUAGCAAUACAAAAGCCAUUGACGCUGUUCAGAGA
Calypte anna (Anna's hummingbird) is the source of this 4796-nucleotide messenger RNA. It is a transcript of the gene SMC6, whose product is annotated as structural maintenance of chromosomes 6. Gene Ontology annotation, cellular component: site of double-strand break; Smc5-Smc6 complex; nucleus. The transcript has 29 exons. NCBI's taxonomy places the organism in Eukaryota, Metazoa, Chordata, Aves, Apodiformes, Trochilidae. The record is from RefSeq and is a predicted model, not a curated record. The coding region runs from base 340 to 3624 and encodes 1094 amino acids. Gene Ontology annotation, biological process: double-strand break repair via homologous recombination. Gene Ontology annotation, molecular function: damaged DNA binding; single-stranded DNA binding.